Messenger RNA from Closterium sp. NIES-67, 2140 nucleotides. The record is from the annotation of a GenBank genome assembly. Lineage: Eukaryota; Viridiplantae; Streptophyta; Zygnematophyceae; Desmidiales; Closteriaceae.
GAAUCCAUGGCUCCAGGAAAACAGGACGAGAGGAGACGGUGCCGUGUCUAGAGAUAAGCAAGGCAAGAGUGCGCUGUUUGCGGCAGUGACGUUUUAGGUAAACACAUUCUCGAUAAGCGUGUCUAAGAGUGAUGAUGCACUGCAUGCACUAGGGGAGUGAUGAUGCACUGCAUGCACUACGGGAGUGAUGUCAGCGCAGGCCCAAGCUGACUGCUUAUUCCUGUGUUUCUCUUAGAAAGACCACGUUCACAACGAGAAGUUCCGUUAGAAGCCAUCAUGGAGGCGUUGUCUUAUAUCGCGUACACGCUCGCUGUGGCGGUGGUCCUAGCGUUCGGCCUGAGCGCGUGUGCGUAUGCGGCGUAUCGCGAGAUGCUGCAAGGAGGGCCCGACUCGCCCGAUUUCUUCCUCACUGCGCGGCGAUCCGUCAAGACCUUCAUGGUCGCAUGGUCCUUCUUCGCCUCGGCCAUGGGUUCCUGGGCUCUCUUCGGCCCGCCCAGCUACUGCCUCACUGCGGGGGCCACGGGCACACUCGUCUACUCGAUCUUUUCCGGGCUGCCCGUGCUGCUCGUGGCGUGGCUGGGCAGCGCGGUGCACCGUUUAGUGCCAGACGUGGUGUCCAUGGCAGACUAUGUGCGACGGCGAUUCGGCCUCGCCUUUUCGCUCUACAUCUCGCUCUUGAUGGUGCUCAACAUGGCCAUCGCCAUGACAGCCGAGUAUACCGCAGUGGGCGACCUCUUUCAGCACGUUCUGGGCGCGCCCAGGGUGCCCAUCGUACUCCUUAUAGGCGCCACCGCCAUGCUCUAUACUGCAGCGGGGGGCCUCUAUGUUUCGAUUGUCACCGACCAAUGGCAGGCUCUAGCCAGCAUUAUCUUCACCGCAUUCCUCACUGCCCUCGUGCUCGCCACCUUCCCCUCGCCCCUCCCUCCGCUGCCGCCCAAUCUUGGCUGGUCGAACCCCCUCGGCCUCGCGUCGUUUGUCUUCAUGCCAGUCUCUCUUUUGGCAACCACUCUUUUCAAUGAAGCCAUGUGGCAACGCUGCUGGGCGUCAGCCAGCCCUUCGUCGCUGCUGUGGGGAGCAGCGCUGGGUUCAGCAGCAAUCACCACAGUCGUGUCACUGCUCGGAUUCGCAGGACUCUUAGCAGCGUGGAGCGGCGUCUACCAGCCCUCAGGCCCGGACGACAGCGGCAACACCAUACUCUUCUCGCUCUUCCGCCACCACAACUGGGCGCUCGUUACAGUCACGCUGCUCUCAGUCACGAUGAGCGAGUCCGCCGUCGACUCCCUGCAGAACGCCAUGGUGGACACCAUCUCCUCCGACAUAGCAGGUGUCGUCGCCGCGCUCAGGUGUAGAGAGGGGAGGAGUCGCUUGCCAGGCAAGGGUGGGACGGGUGGCGCUGCACCGCCUGUGCAGUCCAAGGGUAUGCGCCCUGCUGACUCUGCUCACUCGCAGUUGGAGGUUCCAGGGAGCCUGAAAGCAGGGAGUGAAUCAGCAGAGCCCUCACCUGCGGUUGCUGUCACCACCAUCCUACCAUCGCCAGACCCUGCUGUUCCACAACCUGACUCCACCCCUCCCCACCACCCCUCUGGCCUCAGCAUCUCGUCGAUCCGAGCCCUCGUUCUCAUCCUUAAUAUACCGCCGCUGCUUGCCUCGCUACAAGGCUUCAACGUUCUACAGCUCUUCCUCCUUAUAAACCUCAUCAACACCACAUCCUUCCUCCCACUGCUCCUGGGCAUUCUACAGGGUCCUCUCUCCCGUGUCUGUGUCACCCCCUCAUCAUCUGUGACUGGAUGCUGCUCCGGCCUACUCUCGCUUGUUGUCUGGGCUAAGACGCAGCAGAUGCCUGGGGAAAGCUAUUUCGACGCACUUUCCAGGACGUUUCUAGAUGCUUAUGAUUAUCCACCCUUUUUGCUUGCUUUAGGGUUCUCUGCUGUUGGGAUGGCUGUAGGUGCUGGUGUAGAAGCGGUGGUUAGGAACUACUGGAGAAUAGAGUACCCUCCGUAUGACCUUGAUGAUGGUAAAGAAAAAGACUUCGAAGAAUCUAGGAACUUGUUAGGUUAUUAGGUUGUCUUAGAAUUGAAAUAGUCGAAUGACUAGAGAACCUGGGUACUGUUGUGAUAUGAUUGAUACUUAGCAUUUCUGU